AUGCCGAGUGAUCCUUCUAUACAAAAACUCGAAAAAGCAAUUUUGACACUCAAUAAUGAAAUUAAUAGAAUGCGAACUGAAACAGAAUGGAAAAGUGAGAUUCGCUCUCAAGGACGAGAAUCUGUAAGAAGCCACAAAUCCGAAUACCCCGACGAAACUGAGACUCUCUGGGUUGAAUUUACCGCCCUAUUUAACGAGAGAAGAAAGAGGGAAGGACGCUCUCCUACGAAAAUGUAUAAUGUUUUAUCUGAAGAGAUAGAGCUCAGUCCAGCUACACUUGCUAGCUUCUAUCGGCAUCAGAAAUCUCCUCAAAGAACUUCACUGGAUAAAAUCGAGACCUAG
Molecule: messenger RNA, 342 nt
Organism: Ambispora leptoticha
Lineage: Eukaryota; Fungi; Glomeromycota; Glomeromycetes; Archaeosporales; Ambisporaceae
Source: the annotation of a GenBank genome assembly